Molecule: messenger RNA, 2055 nt
Organism: Penicillium waksmanii
Lineage: Eukaryota; Fungi; Ascomycota; Eurotiomycetes; Eurotiales; Aspergillaceae
Exons: 5
Coding region: 1-2055 (684 amino acids)
Source: RefSeq, a predicted model, not a curated record
AUGUCGGAAAAGAAAGAUAAGCGUCGCUCCGUUGUGGAGGACGUGCCGAUCCCUAAGCAUCUUUUCUCGACUGCUAAGUUCGACUCGCCAUGGGAAAAGGUCAAAUGGGAGAAAUCUCUUCCUAAGAAUGAACGUGUUCAACGCAGUCUUUCAACUUCACUCAAUCGGAAAGAUAAGAGCGGUCUCAAUCGCUCAUCGAGUCUUUCGGCCUUAAAAAUCUCAAAGCCCCCCUCGCACCACCCGGCCACUCACCAACCCACCCGCAUUGAUAGUUUGAAGAGUCCCAACUCUCUGAAGCCUCUAAACUCCGAUUCAGAAGAUGAGCCCAUCACACCAGUCAAGCAAGUGGCUUUCAGUCCAACUCAACUCAGCCGAGUCAGUUCUCGCACUGAGGAUAGCCACCAAAGCCAUGCAAGCCAUCAAAGUAGUAUGCAUGAUACUUAUGAAAAAGCCAAAUUGAGGGGAGUAGCACUACAGAGAAAGUAUUGGGUCCGACUUUUAUUCGAGUGGGGACUAUACCUUCUUCUUGUGCUUUUCGUCUACUUCGUCCUCGUCGGCGUGCCCUUAUGGAAAGGAGCUGUCUGGUGGCUCUACUGGGUCGUUAGAAACAAAUUUGUUUUCCAAGGAGGCUUUGCUAUUACUAUCGGCUUGGCUGCACUAUACGCCUUUUUGCCCCUGUUAAUUCUAUUCGACAAAGACCCGCCACCUAAGGAGAUGACUGAGAACUUCGACCUGGAACAAAACUCCUCAAAUGUCAAAUCGACGGCCCUGCUCAUCCCCUGCUACAAAUCCGCUGAGAUUAUCGGCCCAACACUAAAAGCCGCCCUGGAAAUCUUCCCGCCGGGGAAUAUUUUUGUCAUUGCCAAUGGAAAUUCGGAAACACCUUUGGAUAAUACAGAGGAGGUAUGCAAGCCCUUUGGUGUUAAUCACCUCUGGGUGCCUGUCGGGUCGAAAAUCGUGGCGCAAUUCGCUGGCUGCUACGCUGCCAGUGAGUUCGAAAACGUUCUCCUGAUUGAUGAUGACUGCGCAUUGCCUCCCAACUUCCCCAUCGUUAGUGACCAACUUAAGGGAAAGGUCCAAUGCGUCGGAUACACGAUCAAGAGUGUCGGGCCGGAAUCGUCAAAGGGUACAUGGUGCCAGCAAGCUCAAGACCUGGAGUACAAGAUGUCUGGACUGCAACGUGCUUUCUUUGCGCUACGUUCCCCCCACGGCGCGAUUUCAAUUUGGAAUACGGAAUUUCUCAAGCAGACUUUCAACGAGCAUCCCGGGUUUUCUGUUUCGGAAGAUUGGUUCUUCGGAGACAGUUGCCGUCGUCUCGGAGGUCGCAUUACCAUGUGCUCGGCUGUUUUUGUUGAAACCGAGACCCCAGCUUCUGUGUUCUUCAGUGGCAAAGGCAGCCGCGGUGGAUUUGGUGAGAUGACAAUCUUCCAGCAAAGAUUUAAGCGUUGGAACUUCUUCUUUGUCAUUGGAAUGUAUUAUGACCUGAAGUAUAUUUUCACUAGCUGGAAGCUGGGAUGGUGGGAAAUUGGAGCUAAGAUCUGUGUUUUCCAAGAGGUCUAUGAGACACUGAUCUAUCUUCUCGCACCCUUCGUCCUUCCGAUUUCCUUUAUCGUCCGCCCCGAAUUUUGCGGUAUUCUUCUCGGUGCCACCAUUGGCAUGUAUAUUGUCAAUGUCAUCAUCUUCAACGAAAUCCACCUUCGACUGAAGAAAGAGCGCAUCAGCUGGACCGUUCUACUCAUUUACUACACAAUCUACAAGAUCGCACUGACAAUCAUCAACGUCAUCAGUUGCUACUGGUCUUUGUACAAAUAUGCUCGUUAUUUUGCCAUGCGCCACCCAAAGGUCAUUGAAGACGAACAAGCUAUUGGGGUUGUUCUCAGUCUUGAGAAAGAUCUCGGCUCAUCUACUACAUCUCUCGUUGAGACCGAAAAUCAUCCUGCCACCGCUAAGAGCCUAAAGAGAUUGACUUUGACUCGGGUCAAGGCGGACCAGGCAGCGCUAUCUACAUUCGGGGCGUUGGAAACGCACCAAGAUUCACCCAGAUCCCCAUGCUGA